Molecule: messenger RNA, 1171 nt
Organism: Brachypodium distachyon (stiff brome)
Lineage: Eukaryota; Viridiplantae; Streptophyta; Magnoliopsida; Poales; Poaceae
Exons: 2
Coding region: 327-734 (135 amino acids)
Source: RefSeq, a predicted model, not a curated record
GUCUGUCAACCAGAUCACUGAUCAGGCCUGACCCAUUUUUAUAAAUCAACCGAUGCUGCAUCGGGGGCCCCUCUCCACAGGGUCACACGUACGAUUGCUUGAUUCGAUUCGAUUCCAGCCAACAGGUUCCAUCACUCUCCACUCCCACCACCCAUGGUUUUCGCCUCAAGCCUCGUAUAUAACGCUGGUUUGGCUUGGUCCGUUAGCUAGCUGCCACCGUCUACCAAACAAUUAAGCGUGCAUAGAAACAAGCACGCAUCGCUCACCAUCUUCCCUGGUCUCCUCCUACUCCCCACCCCAAGAAGAAAGAAAGAAAGAAAACAGCCAUGAAAGAGGUCGCCUCCACGGCAGCGUUGGCAGUGGAGGAGGAAGAGGAGCGGUACGUGAAGGUGGCGUCGAGGUUCUUCCGGGUGAAGCCGGCGGCCGGCGAGACCCGUCCCCGGCGCCACCACUACCUCGACUCCUGCUUCCUCUGCAAGAACUGCAUCCUCCGCAGCCGCGACAUCUUCAUGUACAAAGGGGACGCGGCGUUCUGCAGCGAGGAGUGCAGGCAGGAGCAGAUCGACAUGGACGACGCGCUCCACGCGGUGGCGCGCCGGCACAGCCGCCGCCUCCUGAAAAGCGAGCCGGCUGGCACGGCGGCGGUGGCGGCGUCGAGGCCGCCGGCGAUGAUGCACCGCCGCCCGACCAUCGCCAACCUCGGCGCCGCGCGCACUCCGGUGGCCGCCAGCUAGCUAGCUUGACGGCGUGCAGCUGCGCACCAUGGAUGCUAAAAAUGAACUGAUCGGCGUAGCGGCGAUUCGGUCAAGUACUAGCAAAGAGGGGAGAGAUGUAUGAUAAAGACUCGAGAGCUUUAGUUCAACGGGUGUUUAAGGUACACAAGUUAUGAUGAUCGGGCGACAUGUACAAGGUUAAGAAAAGGGAAAUCUCCCAUGUUAUUGCCGCCCGGGAGUCAGUGUGGAAGUAGAUCAUCAGCUGUGCAUAUAUACGAUCGAUCUGGUUGGCACACCUCCCAGAUUCGAGUUGGAUUUGAGUGUGUGUUCUUGACAAUGGUUGCUGCCUAAAAGAGUGUCGUCAUUCCGACUUCCAAGCAUGCACGACACACUUUUCUGAGCUUGUGUUGAAGCUUCAAGUUUGGUCGUGUCGGACUUCACUUCAAAUGUUCCGUCUA